GUCUGCAACAUUGUAGGUGUGUGAAGUCGUCAUGAACAAAGCAUCUACGAGAAUGAUGUCUCGCGGCAGAGAAACGGCGGCACGUCGAUUCCUUCAAAGUCCCAUGGCGCAACGCGGGCAAGUAUUGCCGAGCAACAUCGCGUUACCUUGAACAAGGCCCCAUCACAACGCCAAUUUACCCAAUGCCACCUAAACCACCCAUCCGCCUUGCUGCGAAACCUGCUCCACCGAAAUCAUUCGCGAAGCCCUCUAUACCGAGUAGACCCGCCAACCCCGCCCCGCGCACUCCACUCCCAUCAAAGCCCACCCCAGCAACACCAUCUCGCACCGCACCUCCCCCACCACCACCACCCCGAUGGCAUGAAACCCCACGCGCCCGCACCGGCGGCCGCUACCUAAAAUGGGGCACAAACGGUAUUGUAGCCACCUGCGCGCUCCUCUGGAUCCGCGACCACUUCAUUGAAAUCCAGCACGUGCGCGGCUCCUCCAUGGCACCCACACUCAGUCCCGGCGCACACGAGACAGGCCGAGAAGAUUACGUCAUCGUGCGACCAUAUCAGGAGCGAAGUAGUAGUAAAAAAGGGAAUGUGAAGGAAGGGGAGCGAGAGGAUAUCUGGGGCGUGAAAAGAGGAGAUGUAGUAACGUUCUGGAAACCGCAUAAACCGGGGGAAAUGGGGAUAAAACGCGUUGUGGCUGUUGAAGGAGACACUGUAUAUCCUACACGGGGGUAUGCGCUUGAUCCGCAGUCUUACAAGAAUAGGUUGAAAGGUGUACCGGACGGACUACCUGACCACGACGAGGCUAGCAUUGCAGCUAGAGAUGAGGAUGAGGUGGGUAAGGUUGUUGUGCCGUAUGGACAUGUGUGGAUUGAAGGGGAUAACUGGCGGAAGAGUUUGGAUAGUAAUGAUUUUGGGCCGAUUAGCAAAGCGCUGAUUCAGGGGAAAGCGGUGAGGAUUUGGAGGGACUGGUGGGGGUUGAGGGAGGUGGGGGAUGAGAGGGUGAGGGGUGAGAAGGGGUGUAGGAGCCGGGUUGUUGAGGGGAGGAGUGAGGUUCCUGCGGUGUUUUUGGAUGGGUGAUGAAUCUGGUUGAU
Messenger RNA from Alternaria rosae, 1090 nucleotides. RefSeq names its product peptidase S24/S26A/S26B/S26C. Gene Ontology annotation, cellular component: membrane; mitochondrial inner membrane peptidase complex. Gene Ontology annotation, molecular function: serine-type endopeptidase activity. The record is from RefSeq and is a predicted model, not a curated record. The coding region runs from base 183 to 1076 and encodes 297 amino acids. The transcript has a single exon. Lineage: Eukaryota; Fungi; Ascomycota; Dothideomycetes; Pleosporales; Pleosporaceae.